This is a messenger RNA of Malassezia vespertilionis, 504 nucleotides long. RefSeq names its product mitochondrial import receptor subunit Tom22 (gene tom22). The transcript has 2 exons. Gene Ontology annotation, biological process: intracellular protein transport. Lineage: Eukaryota; Fungi; Basidiomycota; Malasseziomycetes; Malasseziales; Malasseziaceae. The coding region runs from base 1 to 504 and encodes 167 amino acids. The record is from RefSeq and is a predicted model, not a curated record. Gene Ontology annotation, cellular component: mitochondrial outer membrane.
AUGGUGCGGAUUGAAGAAGUACAGGACGAGGCUGUCAAGCAAAGGCAAAAUGGAUCUACUGCUCCAUUUGAUGAUGACAAGGAUUGGGAAGCGACGGAUGGCGAGUCUGACGACGAUGUUUCCGACGACGAGGUGACUGAGCGUGGCGUUGUGCUUCGUGACGAGACCCUUUGGGACCGUAUUUACGCUUUGAAGGACAUCAUUUCGCCGUCCACCCGCGCUUUUCUGGGCAAGACGUGGCAUUCUACUGUUGCCUACUCUACCAUGGGCGGCUGGGUCGCCGGCAAACUGAUUUGGGUCGGCGUUACCUCUGCGCUUCUUGUGGGUCUUCCGUUUGCCCUUGCGGUCGAGGACGAAGGCCGUGUUUUUGCGCAAGAAAAAGAGCUUAUGGGCCAGCAAUCUGGACAACCUGCUAUUACUGAGCAGCAAGGAGAUGCAUUGGCGCAGGGUGCAGUGAGCCCCGGCGGCACUGUGAACCAAAGUCUGCGCCCGCCCGGCUUUUAA